Molecule: messenger RNA, 3963 nt
Organism: Aspergillus oryzae RIB40
Lineage: Eukaryota; Fungi; Ascomycota; Eurotiomycetes; Eurotiales; Aspergillaceae
Exons: 3
Coding region: 1-3963 (1320 amino acids)
Biological process (GO): amino acid activation for nonribosomal peptide biosynthetic process; secondary metabolite biosynthetic process
Cellular component (GO): cytoplasm
Molecular function (GO): catalytic activity; phosphopantetheine binding
Source: RefSeq, a predicted model, not a curated record
AUGGGUAGAGCUGGUAACCUUGCGCAGCCAUGUUUCUUUCCGCCACUUAUCGCUCAGUUUGGGCGACAAUCAGGAGGAUCUGAGGUGGUCGAGCGGCGAGAAUCUGUCACUGUACCACUGAAAGAGCUAGAUAUACAAACGGCCUGGGCAGUAGUAUUGCGGACCUAUACGGCCGGAGAUCACAUUGGCUUCGGUUUAGUGGAUCUUGAAAAUCAAAAGAUAUCAGCAAGUGACUGGUCCGACUUGAGAGAACAGAUUGCUGUGUACGAAUCUACAAUCAAUAGCUUGACAGUAAUCCGCGAGCUUCUCCACGAUGGCAAACAGUCCAGCAAGUCUGAGGGCUCUGAAUCUAGCGACACGGCCAAUAAUACUCUGCACACGUCUAGCUGGCCGUUUAACUCAAUCGUCUGUAUAGAUCGUAAUGAUGCUCGAAAAGGAAACCAAUUCGUGCGGAUGUCACUGUCCGAUAUGUGCAGGGAGGCAUUGAACGAAUUUCAAAUUAUCGUCCGUAUCCAUCGCGAUGAACUUACCGGUUUACUGACAACCAUCAUCGAUUAUACGACCACGGUCCUCUCCUACGAGCAAGCGCGGGCCGUGGCAGGAACUCUGAACAAAACGAUAUCAGAAGUCGUUCAGCACACGAAUCAAACAGUGGCAACCCUGGACAUCUGCACUGAUUUCGACAUCCAGCAAAUGAUCGAAUGGAAUACACCCCCUUUGAGCAUGCCUCGCCUGGAACAGUGUGCAUUCCAACUCAUUUCCCAACGGUGCGUUGAGCAGCCCGAUGCAACGGCAGUUUCAGCAUGGGACGGUGAAAUGACCUAUGGAGAGCUACACCGGCGGUCCGCCGCACUCGCUGUUCAAUUAGCUGAGGUCGGAGUGGGCUCUGGAGUCUUUGUUCCUCUCUUUUUUGAGAAGUCCAAAUGGGCGGUGGUAGCGCUUCUCGGAGUGAUCAAGGCAGGGGGGGCUUUUAUUCUGAUCGAUAUCUCCUACCCACUGAAACGCAUUCGCACCAUCUGCCAGUCUGUGUCUGCAGAGGUUGCAGUUGCUUCCCCACAGCAUCAACUACUGGGACGGGAAAUCGUAGGGUUGGUCGUGGCAAUUGGAGAUGACUGCCCAGAAACCCCCAGCCUGCCUGCUUCUCCCAAGCUAUCCCUAAUACACUCUGGCACGCCUGAAAGUCCGCUCUACGUCGUUUUCACAUCUGGUAGUACGGGCGAUCCUAAGGGUGUGAUUAUAGACAAUGUCUCGUUCUGCUCAAUAUAUGAGACGGUUUCCCGCGCGUUCUCAUUUAGCCCUUCAACUCGACUGCUGCAAUUUGCUUCACAUGCCUUCACUUUAUGCAGCCGAGAGAUACUGCUAAUCCUAAUGGCUGGCGGUUGUUUAUGUAUUCCAUCCGAGGUGGAUCGUGUAAACGAUCUUGCAGGCUUUUUGUGUCGCCAUCGGGUUAACUUUGCUACCUUAACUCCAUCUGUGGCAGGUACUAUCUCUCCCUCCUCUGUUCCAUCUCUCCAGACAUUGCUUUUGGGAGGUGAGGCCGUAAAGCCAGCUCACAUUGCUACAUGGGCUGGUAAGGUCCACCUGAUGAUUGGGUAUGGGGCGAGUGAAAUCGCAGGCACAGCCAUCGUGGGGUCUAAUCUUCAGUUGGAUAACGAUCCCCGUAAUGUGGGUUUCGCCUGUGGUGCAGGUCUGUGGGUUGUGGAUGCUGAUAGCCCUGAUAAACUUGCGCCAGUUGGGGCAGUCGGGGAACUUAUAUUGCAGAGUCAUGGGCUCGCGAGUGGCUAUUUGAACGGUAAUGAACAAGUUAAUCAACCGUUCUUUCACGAGGCAAAAUGGCAGAAACGAUUGCCCAUGGAAGCCCGGAUCGCACGUCUAUACCGGACUGGGGACAUGUUUCGGUACAACAUGGACGGGUCUUUGUACUAUGUGGAGAGGAAGGACAACCAAGUGAAGGUAAACGGCCAGCGGAUAGAGCUGGGGGAUAUUGAAUCGCACAUUACCGCCUCUUGCACAAUGGUGCAUAGUUCGGUUGUCCUGCUGCUCCAACCUGAUCAGCAAGCUACCAGGUCAUUUCUAGUCGCCUUUCUCUGUCCUAAGGAACCUCCACGUUGGGGCACAACCACAAACAGCCCUUUAGCAAUUGUCGAAACCCCAAGUAGCCAAUUCUAUCUUGACAUUGAAAGGCUUUCCCGAGAGCUGCAGGAGUCUCUUCCAUCCUACAUGAUUCCAUCGAUCUUCGUUCCCCUUUCUUCUAUUCCCCUAACACUGACAGGAAAGGCCAAUCGUCGUCUCUUAUUGGAAACCGUGGCGAGAUGGCCAGAGGACAGAUUUGGUACAUAUCGUUGUGGGAGUCAAUCUUCGCCUACAUAUAAGGCCCCUGUUAAUCAACGAGAUGAUCAGAUUCGUCGCCUAGUUGCUACUGCCCUAAAGAAAAAGCCGGAGGCCAUUUCGAUGGGCAGCAGCUUCUUGGCCCUCGGUGGAGACUCCAUUUCCGCCAUGCGCCUGGUCACGCUAGCGAAGCAAGAGGGGCUAUAUCUCACUGUUGGUGAUAUCUUCAAUCACCCGAUCUUGUCAGACCUGGCGAGAGUUGCGCGAGAGGGCGCCAUCGAGGAGUUGCAGCCCAGAAAGGUCAAAUUCAAAGGGCUCAACUCAUACGAUGGACUCCUCCGACGGUUAGCCCCGGACAUAGCUGAUAAUAUCCAUGAAAUAAUCCCCACAACUGCAUACCAAAGGAUGACCCUGGCUGAACUACGUCCCAGAUACUUGCGCAUCGCUCUGCCUAGUAAUGUGGACCGGGACAGACUUCUCAGCGCAUGUCAGCAGCUACUAGAGAGACAUGCCAUCCUACGCACCAUUUUCGAAAUCGACAAUGAAACUAAUGCCUCUCAGGGCGAGGUGGUGCAGGUCAUACUCCGCCCAUACAAACUUAAAUUUGUUGAAUAUCAUGGUAUUGAUGACCUGGAUCAGCAUUGUCUAAAUGAGUCACUCAUGAGCCCUUCCUCGACUGGAGGAGGACUGCAAUUCCAGGCACAACUGCUCACCAUGCGGGACUCACGCCUUUUCCUGGUGCUUCGCUUUAUUCAUGCCCAGUAUGAUGGCAUAAGCCUCCCGAUUAUGAGUCAAGAUAUCUCCGCGGCUUAUAACCGUGUUUCCCCUGACCCAACUGCGCCAUUCUCCGACCACAUUCACGCUGUAUGGGCUAAUCACAACGAUGAAGGCCUUGAAGCCUGGAGGAGCAUUCUCAAAGGGUCAGAGAUGACCGCUCUGAAGCCAAAGCAGAUGGCCACCACGCAUGUGGAGAAGCCUGUACAUGAAGCACGUCCAGUCAAGGUGAUAAAACGGACACGACUAAUAUCUCCUCCCGAGAAUAUCACGAUGGCGUCCUUAGUGAAAGCCGCUUGGGCACUGGCAUUUGCAAAGUUUGUCUCCGCGAGAGAUCCUAUCACCUUUUGUGCUGAGGCUGUCGCCAAAGACAUCGUAUUUGGCCAGGUUGUCCAUGGCCGAGGUCUAGGCAUUACCCACGAGAACCGUAUCCUCGGGCCAUGUGUGAACACCGUCCCUGUCCGCGUCGGCCUUUCCAAGUAUACCAACAACCAUGACUUGCUGCACCAUGUCCAACAGCAACACCUCGCCACAAUGCCAUUCGAAAACAUCGGUCUGGAUGAUAUCAUCCGGAACUGUACGGACUGGAAGCCCGGAACUAAAUUCGGCAGCGUUCUGCGGUUCCAAAAUUUCGAUGCGAAUCUAUCAUGUGUUUUUGAUGGAGUUGCCCAUGACGCUUCUGUUUAUCAUCUUCCAAACCGGCCAUCGGAGAAGAUUCAUGUGAUCAUCAUGCCUUCUGAGAGUGAUAUGCGAAUUAUUAUGAAUGGGUAUGAUCAUGUUGUCGGUCAGAAAGAGGCGGCGGAUCUGGUGGAUAGCUUCUGCGCCGCAAUUGAAGAUCUGGCUAAGACACCUACGAAGUGA